CGGGGCUGAUUGUAGGUGAUGCCCUUGCUCUGACUGCAGCGCGCAUGCUUGUGCCUUCCUUUUCUGAAACCCUAAACCUUCACUCUCCACCUCUCCUCCCACAUUUCUACCCCCAUGGCUAGUGAUGGCGAAGACGACCGCAUCCAGAGAGAGAAGGAUCAGCGGAAACGUCUCGCUGUGUCCCCUAUCGCUAAACCCCUCGCCGGCAAGAAGCUCACCAAGAAGACCCUCAAGGUUGUCAAGAAAGCUGCAUCGUCUAAACAGUUGAAACGGGGAGUCAAGGAGGUUGUUAAGGCAAUCAGAAAAGGGCAGAAAGGUCUGGUCAUCAUUGCUGGUGACAUCUCACCCAUUGACGUGAUAACUCACGUGCCCAUUUUGUGCGAGGAUGCCAACAUCCCUUAUAUAUAUGUUCCUUCCAAGGAGGAUUUAGGUGGUGCAGGUUCUACGAAAAGGCCUACCAGUUGCCUGCUAGUGCUACCAGCCCCACCCAGAGGUGGAGUGAGUGAAGAAGAAAGUGCGAAGUUUAAGGUCAGCCUUGAUGAAGUGGUGAAGGAAGUGAAAGUUUUGUCACAGGCAAUUUAUGCAUGAUUGCGGUGAAGAUUAGGUAGCCAAUUUGUCUCUUUCUUGAUCAGAGGUGGCUGUCCAGAGAGAUUCUUCUUGGUUGGCCCGAUGAACUGUCAAACAGAAAUCUCUUAUUUUCGUGGGUUGUGUACAUUUAAGUUAAGGUGUUGUAUUUAGUUUUGAUCCUGCAGCAUCCUUCAUACUAAGAGUUUUUUUUUUGGCCAUUUUCCUUUUUUAUACACUCUCACGUUGAUAUUUUCAGUGCUUAGUUAAUGACCCUACUGGUAAGUAGUGUGAGCAGGUAGAAGGCCUCAUUAGAAACAAAGACUGACAUGAUAUGCCGUGGUGCUCUCAAUGCUGCGCAUGGUUGUACUUUCAAUCCAAAUUGAUACUUUACAGUAAUGCCUCAAUUGCCGUGUACUAAUUUGUGCAUU
Molecule: messenger RNA, 995 nt
Organism: Physcomitrium patens
Lineage: Eukaryota; Viridiplantae; Streptophyta; Bryopsida; Funariales; Funariaceae
Product: H/ACA ribonucleoprotein complex subunit 2-like protein
Biological process (GO): ribosome biogenesis
Cellular component (GO): nucleolus; ribonucleoprotein complex
Molecular function (GO): RNA binding
Source: RefSeq, a predicted model, not a curated record